GCGAGGUGGCGCCAUCGGCGGGACCGUGAAAAUCGGGGUGGAUCAAUCACGGGUCCGGGUCCGCGUUUUUGCCUUCCCCCUCCACUGCGUACCUUUGGGUGAUAGUGUCCUGCCAGGUGGACUGGUGUGGUCGCGGACGCGUGUGAGCGGAGGACGUGUAAUGUCGGUGAGAUUCGUUGCUUGAGCUGAGGGCAAGGCAGCGAUGGCGGUAGAUCGCAGAUACCGGUGAGGGUAUGGCUGUGAUGGUCGCCGAUCUGCUUGCUUUGAUUGACUGGAUCUUCUCCGUAGAGCUGUCGUCUCUUGCGAGGUUGAUUCCAUUUUGUUCCACGUCGUCGACUCAGCAAGGCUACACUCAGUAGGUCGGAGGGCAUACAGCGAGUUCAAGAGGCGGGUGACGUCAUUGUUCACGUGCCAAGGGCCAAUCGUCGGCAAUUACCAUCCUCGUCAGCAUUAUCAUCAUCAUUACCAAUAUCAUUAUAACGGUCGGAAGCUGGUGGUGUUGGCAUUAAAGCGAACUAUUGAUAGAGGGACGGAAUAGGAAAUUGUAAGCACGAGUAAUAGAAUACCAUAAGAAGUAUAUAAUAUAUAAGGAGAAGGAAGAAGAGAUGGAGGGCGGCGGAGUGACGGCUUCAACGGGCGUGGCCGGCGCACCGUCGGAGGAGACUCUCCGUAAUUACAUGCAGUGUUUUCUGCAGACACUAGCGUCCAAUCCCGAACCAAGGAGGCAAGCGGAGGCUUUCCUCAAGAAUGCAUCCUUGCAGCCUGGUUAUGGGACAAUCGUGUUAAGCCUGCUAACCUGCGAUUUCGUGAAUGCGGAGAUCCGGCAAGCUGCCGCCGUGAAUUUCAAGAACUACAUCAAGGCUCGAUGGGCGCCGGCUACUGAGGGAGGAGAAGGAGGUGCUGUUCCCAUCCAGGAUGCUGAGAAGGAACAGAUCAAAUCCGCGAUAACUCAACUGAUGCUAAACACGCCGCCGUUGAUUCAGGCACAAUUGAGUGAGGCGCUUUCGAUCAUCAGUAAUGAGGACUUCCCGGAUCGGUGGCAGAGCUUGCUCCCUGAUCUUGUCUCUCAACUGAACUCUUCAGAUCCCGCUGUCAUCAAUGGCGUUCUUCAGACCGCCAACUCCAUCUUCAAGCGGUUCCGCUAUCAAGUGGACACGCCGGAGCUGGCUCGUCAGCUCAAGUACGUGCUAGACUUAUUCACGGCGCCGAUGCUGGCACUGUUUAAGAGAGUGGGGGAGUUGAUUGCCGUGGGAGGGGCGUCGAUGGAUCCCGCGACUCUUAAGAAGCUGCUGGAGUCUCAGCGUUUGAUCUGCCGUAUUUUCUUCUCGCUCAAUUGGCUGACGCUUCCGGAGGUGUUCGAGGAUCACCUAGAUGAGUGGAUGUCAGAGUUCCGCAAGUACUUGGUGUAUGACGACAAUGGCGCCUUGGCUGCGUCAGGCGGCGGGGGAGGCGCAGCAGCAGCAGCAGGGGAUCGUGGGGGGGAAAGCGUGCUUGAUCGGUUGAAGGCGGCGAUCUGCGAGAACAUCAAUCUGUACAUGGAGAAGUACGAGGAGGAGUUUCAGCGUUUUCUCCCGACGUUCGUGAGUGAUGUUUGGACGCUUUUGCUCAACGUCGGCACUUCCACUGCGCGUGACGCCAUCGCGACGACGGGGAUCAAGUUUCUGACAACCGUCAGCAGGAGCGUGCACCACGCGUUGUUCCAGGACCCCGAGAUCAUGAAGAAGAUCUGCGAGAACAUCGUGAUUCCGUCCUUGAGAAUCAGGGAGGAAGACGAGGAGUUGUUCGAGAUGAAUCCUACGGAGUAUAUUCAGCGCGACAUCGAGGGCAGCGAUGUCGACACGCGGCGGCGCAUGGCAUGCGAACUCGUCAAGGGUUUGGCGAAGCACUACGAGGGGGAGGUGACUCGUCUCCUCUCCGUUUACGUUGGGGCCAUGCUCGGCGAGUACGCUGCCGAUCCCGCGCGCAAUUGGAAGGCCAAGGACUGCGCGAUUUACUUGAUUGUGGCACUGGCUGUGAAGCAGAAGACGGCGGCUCAAGGCGCCACGCUUGUGAACGCGUUGGUAGAUGUCGCGGAGGUGUUUAGGUCGCACAUCAAGCCGGAGCUAGAGGCCGCCGACGUGAAUGCGUCGCCCAUUCUCAAGGCCGACGCUCUCAAGUUCCUCAUGAUGUUCCGCAGUCAGUUGCCCAAACCCCUCUGUCUGGAGAUGUUCACUCAUCUGACGAGGCACUUGGUGUCGGAAUCGAAUGUGGUCCACUCGUACGCAGCCUGCUGCAUCGAGCGCUUGCUCGUCGUGAAGGAUGUGACACCUGCAGCGGGCGGUGGUAAUCAACCUUCCACGGGGACGACCUCGGUGCCAAGGUUUGGACCGGCCGACGUCGCUCCGAUCGUCCAACCCGUGCUGAGCAACCUGUUCACCGCGUUGACUUUGCCCGAUUCCAAUGAGAACAUGUAUGUGAUGAAGUGUAUCAUGCGCGUGUCGUCCAUCGGGGACAUGAAGCCGUACGCUCUUACGUGCAUUGCGAAGCUGGCGGAGAUCUUGGGGACCGUUCUGAAGAACCCUACGCAACCCGUGUUCAAUCACUACUUGUUCGAGUCCAUGGCUGCGCUCAUCAAGCACGUGGGGACCGUGGGGGAUCCAGCGGCGGUAUCGCAGUGCGAGGCGCUGCUCUUCCCCGUCUUCCAGUCGGUGCUGGAGCAGGACGUGGCGGAAUUCGCCCCCUACGUUUUCCAGAUCUUGGCGCAGCUGAUCGAGAUGCGCAGCGUGCCGCUCCCGCAGGCGUACAUGGCCCUCUUCGCUCCGCUGCUGAGCCCCGUUCUCUGGGAGAGACCCGCCAAUGUAGAGGCGCUUGUCCGGCUACUGCAAGCCUACUUGCAGAAGGCCCCCAACGAAAUCAUUCAGGGCAAUCAGCUCCCGGCGGUUCUGGGCGUGUUCCAAAAGCUCCUCUCCUCCAAGCAGACAGAUCACCACGGACUCUUCAUCCUCAACACCAUCGUCGAGAACCUCUCUCUAGACGUAAUACAGCAGCACAUGGCGGCGAUCUGGAGCAUGUUGUUCUACCGCCUGCAGAACUCACGGACUGUCAAACUCGUCAAGUCCAUCAUCAUCUUCAUGUCGCUCUUCGUGGUGAAGAACGGUCCGAUCUCGCUUGUCAACGGUAUCAACGCCGUGCAGCCCGGGCUCUUCGAUGGCUUGCUACGGUCCAUCUGGAUCGCGAGUCUGCCGUCUAUCUCUGGUAAGGUGGAGACGAAGCUGGCUUCGGUGGCGAUGACCAGGCUGAUGUGUGAAGUGCCUGCGCUCCUCGACGACGGCUCGUUGGGCCUUUGGGCGUCGAUGCUGGAUGCGACGGUGACGGUUUUGCAAAAGUCAGACGAAGAGAAGGAAGCGGGCACGCCGGUCGAUGAGGAAGAUCUAGAGGAGAGAGGUGGGUACACGGUCGCCUACGCCAAGCUUUAUCACGCCAGCAAGGCUUUCGAAGAUCCGGUACCGGAUGUCCGUGAUGGCAAGCAGUUUCUGGCGACGUCGUUGGCUAGGCUCUCGGCAUCCAGGCCAGGCAGGAUACCUGGUGUCAUUCAACAGUCUGUCCCGACGCCAAACAGAGAGGGUCUGCAGGAGUUGUUCAGGGCGGCGAACGUCACGCUCGUCUAGUCUUUUCCCUAGUGCAGGUUUUUGAUGUUGGCGUAAUCAUUCAUCAUUUGAUGUAAUAGCCCUAAUUGAACAGUCUGUCCCGGCGUCAAAUCAAACAGAGGUGGGGGGUCUGCAGGAGUCAGUUAGUUCAGGGCGGCGAAUGUCCCGCUCGUUUAGUCUCUUUUUCCUAGUGCAGGUUUUUGACGUUGGCGUAAUCAUUCAUUCAUUCGAUGUGUAGUAGCGCUAAAUCAACAGUCUGUCCCGGCGCCAAACAGAGGGAAUCUGCAGGAGUUUGUUCAGGGCGGCGAAUCUCACGCUUGUUUAGUCUCUUUUUCAUAGUGCAGGUUUGAUGUUGGCUUAAUCAUAUUGAUCUGAUAGGCGUGAUUCAGUUGUAGUAGACGAGUAGUCGGUCGGGACGCUCUUUAUCGUCGCUGCUCAUUGGUAUCUCGGCAGCAAAACGUUGAGGGGUAUGACUUCGGUAAAGGUUAUGUAGUGGAUGGAAUGAGUCUGUUAGGUUAGGGUUAUGAUGGGCAAAAGCGCAUCGGGGAGCAGUAGUUGCCCUUGGGCCUCGCCACACCACUCUUGAAAUGUGAAAAGGACAAAAAUGUGGCGGAUGCAUCUGGCCUUGUUCUAGCGGGAAGUUCAUUCUCAUUUUGCACAUUUCAAGAGUGGUGUGGCGAUGCCCCUUGUUUGCCGGAAGUAAGUAGGUCUGACUAAACAUACGGUUAGAACGAAGAGAGAGAGAGAGAGAGAGAGAGAGAGAGAGAGAGAGAGAGAGAGAGAGAGAGAGGGGGAGGGAAGCAGGUAGGUUCAGGUUCGACUAAGGUGUGUCGCGGAGGCUCCGCUGAUGUUGAUGUUGAUCGCGUCAUACUUCGCGCGCCAGGAUGACUAUGGACGACGCUUUUGUAGAAAGAGGAUGCGGAAUAGAGAAGAGGCUUCGGGGAUCACCAUGCUUAGUUUAGGCCGUUACAAUUGGGGAUGUGUAUGCAUCGGAGACAGCGGAAGAAGGUAAAAUAGAGAGGAAAUCACAAAAUAGCGCGACAGAAUGAAGGCCGAUCUGAAGUUUCACGUGUUUUAUUAAGAGUAAUGUGCCAUGCUAACGAUAUGGAGGAUUGAUUGAUGAAGCCAGCGUAGGGUUGUUAUGUAGGACUACUCUGGAACCAGGUACAAAAGACAUUGCGAGGGGUAUAUUAUGAUUUGUGUCUAUUGAAGUGGGGAGAGAGAGAGAGAGAGAGAGAGAGAGAGAGAGAGAGAGAGAGAGAGAGAGAGAGGAUGCGGGAAGAAAAAGAUGGUGUAAUUCUGUCGAUGUGGGUAUGGGCAGAAGGGAGUGAAAAUGAGGGGAGGGGAGGGCGGCGUGAAGUGGGGAGAGAGAGAGAGAGAGAGAGAGAGAGAGAGAGUUGGUGAUGUGGGAAGAAAGAUGGUGUAAAUCUGUCGAUGGGGGUAUGAGCAGAAGGGAGAGAAAAAGAGUGGCUUGCUGUACGUUUGUCGACGGAGAAUUGGCUUGUGUUCGAGAGGAAGGAAAGGAAUUGAUCAAUGUGAUUGCCCGCGUUAUGUGCUAGUCGCUGACGAUAUUAAUGUGUGUGUGUGCCACAUGCGCUGGUCUAGGGAGGUUGGCAUCUGUGUGGAGUUUGCGACACGAUUGGCGGGAAAGGCAGGACGGGUUGGAUGGGUUGAGUGGAAGAUGAGGGGGCAAGGAGAAGGAAAGUGGGUUAGCCUUAAGAGGAGAGUAAAAGGGAGUGUAUCGCGGAGAUGGGUCGAAGCCCGACCGGGGGAGCGGCUAAGUGUGUCAUGGGCUUGGGAGGUGUUGGGAGGGAGGGGGCUGGUCGAGCAGAAUCGCGUCUCGUUGCUUGCUCGUGAGGCCUUUACCGUACAGCCACAUUGGGGUGGUGAUCGAUCAGCCAUUGGGUUAGGGUUGUGAGGAGCCACAUUUCGGUAUGACAUGCUCAUACUUGGACACUGUGGCAUGAAUCUCGUCGUAAUUACGUGGCAGAUUCGUCCAGGAAAGUCCAAUUAUGAGUAUGUACCCCCAGGUACGUGAUCUUUCUCUUAUCUUGGGCCUGGUCGCUUGUGAUCGGUUCACUACCUAUGUGCGCAGACACAUUCUGUCCUCUCCCUCUCCCUUAUAUCAGAGAAUGUGUCAGCAGCCUUAUAUGCUCUAUAUGCGUAUGCGUCGUUCUUGUACUUGUGUCGGUAACCGGCAGUUGGCGGGCAAUGAUUCGCGGGGAAUCCUCAACAGGGCGGUGCGCGGGGGAGAGAGGAGAGGUCGUUCCCCGAAGUCGGUGAUCGUUUGCUGUGCCGAGUUUGUUGCAGAUUUUUCUGCUCCAUUUGGUCUCGGUAUGAUUUUUUUAAGAACGUUUUAUGUGACUGAAGUGGUUGACUACUUUCGAGAAUCUGAGAUUCUGCACUCGGCGGCAAUAUCGCCGUG
This is a messenger RNA of Chara braunii, 6051 nucleotides long. NCBI's taxonomy places the organism in Eukaryota, Viridiplantae, Streptophyta, Charophyceae, Charales, Characeae. The record is from the annotation of a GenBank genome assembly.